Notechis scutatus (mainland tiger snake) is the source of this 2109-nucleotide messenger RNA. NCBI's taxonomy places the organism in Eukaryota, Metazoa, Chordata, Lepidosauria, Squamata, Elapidae. The record is from RefSeq and is a predicted model, not a curated record.
AUGCCCAGCAGACCUCGUGCCAAGCCACCCAGCCCUUGCCUUGCCCGCCGUCCGUCGCUCCCUCCAAGGGGAGGGUCAGGGCUGGAGGAGGAAACCGUUCUCGGGCAGGCAUCCCACCCACCCCCGCAUGGCCGGCCAAGGGAGCCUCUGGAAACGGCACCCCUGACUUCCUCCUCUCUGCAGGUCUGCCUGGAGGACAUCGGACGGGCGCAGCAGGUGGGCAGCUGCCCGGAGAAGCUGCUGCCCAAGAUCCAGCUGCGCAGGGCCGAGUGCCUGCUCUCUUUGGGCCGGCUGCAGGAAGCGGCAGGCGCCCUCUGCAGCGUGCGGGAGCGCCUCUCUGCGGAUCAGAGGCUGGAGGCUGCCCGUCACCGGGUGCUGCUGGGCCGGCUGGAUGAGCUGCGGGGCGGAGCCGGUGAGGAGAGCGGGGCCUCCCUUCGCCCGCCUCCUGCGCCCGGCCAGCCUCCACCAGACCCGGAGCCCUGGGAGGAGAGCGGCCGCGUCUCUGGCGCCUCGGUGGCCGUCAGCCUGGGCUUUUCCGGCUGCAAAGGGCGCCACUUGGUUGCUGCCAAGGAUCUUCCUCCUGGGAAGCUACUGGUGAGGGAAGCGGCCUUCGCCAGCGUCCUCUGUCCCGGGCAGAGCCUCCUGCUGGAAGGGACCGCCCAGGCCCUGCAGGACGGACAGCCAGCCAACCCCGACCUCCACUGCCACCACUGUCUGUGCCCGCUGCUGGCCUCCGUGCCCUGCCGAGGGUGCAGCUACAGCAGGUACUGCAGCCCCGCCUGUGCCCAGCUGGCGUGGAGUGGCUAUCACUGGGCGGAAUGCGCCCUGGGGGGGCUGCUGCUGGCGCUGGGCGUCUUCUGCCACCUGGCCUUCCGGACGGUGCUGGUGGCCGGCUUCGCCCAGGUGGAGGCCUCGGUCGCCCAGUCGCAGGAGGGGGGCACCUGGCCCGUUCCUGGCUGUGAGGCCGACGGACGGUACAGCGGCUCCUACCGGGCCAUCUUCAGCCUUCUGCCGCACACGGAGCAGCACAGCCCCGGCUUCAGGUUCCUCUGUGGGCUGAGCGUGGCAGCCUUGUGCAGGGCGCUGGAGGACGCCGGCCUGGAAGCCUGGAUGGCAGGGGGCCCCCCGAAGUCAGAGGCGGCCCCCAAUGCGCUGGAGGUCUUGGGGGAGGCCAUGCUGCGCCACGUCCUGCAGCUGCAGUGCAACGGCCAGGCGGUGACCACCCUGCGUCCGUCAGGACCCGAAGAUGGGCUGGUGGCCGGCAGUGGGCAGGUGCGCCUGGCCACGGGCUUCUUCCCAGCCCUCAGCCUUCUGAACCACUCCUGCGACCCCAACACCAGCGUGGCUUUCAACGGCUGCACGGUGGAGGUCAGGGCCCUGCGCCCCGUUCCCCUCGGGCAGGAGCUGCUCCACUGCUACGGGCCCCACAGGUGCCGGAUGGGGGCUGCCGAGAGGCGCAGGCAGCUCCUGGCUCAGUACUUCUUUGAGUGCCACUGUCAGGCCUGCUUGGAGGAGCUGCAGCCCAGCGGUGCCCCCUCUGCCCCCGAGGCCGGCCUCUUCCGCUGCCCAGCCUGCCAGAGGCCUAUGCAGGGGAGAGGCACCCUCCGCUGCUCAGGGGGGACCUGCAGCUCCCUGGUCCCCGAGGAGGACUUCCACCGCCGGCUGCUUCGUCUUCAGGGCUUGGCCCAAUCAGCCGAGGAGCUCCUGGAGCGUAGGAAGCUGGGUGAGAGCCCCACCGACCCCCGCACGCAUGCACGCACGGCCCGUGUCCUGGUGCCCCCUCUGGACAGGCGGGAAAGGCUCGCAGGAGAAUGGGGCGUCAUUGCAACAUGACGUGUUUGUUUAUUUGUGUCUCACUUUAUAAGGUACUGGAGGCAGCAAACCCACCAAAUCCUCCCUCCUUUCCUAAGCUGCCCCAGCACAACAACCCUGUGAGGUUGGUUGGGCUAAGCGACCCGCUGGCUUCCCUGCCUGAGGUGAACUGUGGGGCCUCGGUGCUCUCUGAGCCGGGUGGUUUCCUUGCAGACGCUUCAAACCGGGUAACACCUCCAGUGCUCUGAUGUCGUUCCCUAGUUGGGUCAUGAAACGUCUCCAGGGCACCUGCCAAGC